Musa acuminata AAA Group (dessert banana) is the source of this 2346-nucleotide messenger RNA. RefSeq lists its product as uncharacterized. Gene Ontology annotation, molecular function: RNA-DNA hybrid ribonuclease activity; nucleic acid binding. Lineage: Eukaryota; Viridiplantae; Streptophyta; Magnoliopsida; Zingiberales; Musaceae. The record is from RefSeq and is a predicted model, not a curated record. Gene Ontology annotation, biological process: DNA integration. The coding region runs from base 1 to 2346 and encodes 781 amino acids. The transcript has a single exon.
AUGCCAUUCGGGCUAAAAAAUGCUGGGGCCACAUACCAAAGAACGGUGAACAAGAUGUUCGCCCAUCAGAUCGGGAGGAACAUGGAAGUCUACGUGGACGACAUGAUCGUGAAAAGCCGAGAGGCCGGAACGCACCUUGCCGACCUGGCCGAGGUGUUCGCCACGCUGCGCAAGUUCGGCAUGCGGCUCAACCCCACGAAAUGUGCUUUCGGCGUCACCUCCGGGAAAUUCCUUGGGUUCAUCGUGCACGAGAGAGGAAUUGACGCCAACCCGGAAAAGGUUCAAGCAAUAGUCAGUAUGCAGUCCCCCGGGACGACCAAAGACCUACAGCGACUCAACGGGAGGCUUGUCGUCCUGUCUCGCUUCCUCGCUCGAUCGGGCGAUCGCUACCUCCCAUUCUUCAAGGCGCUCAAAAACCCGAAGAACUUCCAAUGGACACCGGAAUGCGAGGAGGCUUUCAAACAAAUAAAGCAGCACCUAGCCAGCCUCCCCCGGCUCGCCUCUGUCUCCCCCGGCGAGAAGCUGGGCCUCUACUUGGCGGCAUCCCCACAUGCAGUCAGCUCUGUCCAUGUCAAGGAAGGCCCCGGUCAACAACUCCCGAUCUACUACGUCAGCCACGUCCUGAGUGGACCUGAGGAGUGUUACCCGCCGGUAGAAAAACUCGCACUUGCCCUGGUGCUCUCGGCUCGGAAGUUGCGCCCCUACUUCCAGGCACACCCGGUGGAGGUCAUCACCGACCAACCUCUUCGGCAAGUCUUAACAAAAUUCGAUGUUGCAGGACGGCUCCUCAAAUGGGCAGUGGAGCUCGGUGAACACGAUAUCAGUUACGUGCCCAGGACCGCCAUCAAGGCCCAAGCGGUAGCCGACUUCAUCGCGGAGUUAACUCAGAUGGAGGACAGAGAUCUCGAGCAAACCCCUGAAGCCUGGACCCUACACGUGGACGGCUCGGCCAACUCGAGGGGUGCCGGCGCGGGGCUGGUUCUCCUCGCCCCUGACGGACGCUCGUUCGAGCGUUCCCUCCGCUUUGGGUUUAAAGCCACCAACAACGAGGCGGAAUACGAGGCGCUCCUAGCGGGAUUAAGGCUGGCCCUCGAGAUGCAGGUGGCCGCGAUACACGUCCUCACCGACUCGCAGCUUGUGGCCGAACAGCUCAGUGGUGGAUACGAAGCUCGGGACGCAACCAUGGCCAAAUACCUGGCACGGGUAAGGGACCUAACCGCGAAGUUCCCUUACUUUACGUUAUCUAAUGUUCCGAGGGAGGAAAACGAGCGAGCCGACGCGCUCGCUAAGCUGGCGUCAAGACCAACCCCCGAAGCAUGGCCGGAGAUUGAGGAGCUCCCUGCUCGCGCCAUCGAAGUAGCAACUACGGCCCCAGGCAAUGCGCCGAUCACGUGGGUACAAGAGCUGCUGCGCUUCAAGCUGGAUGGAACCCUUCCCCUCGACGAAGUCGCAGCUUGGCGCCUGCGUCGUACGCACGCGUGGUACACCAAGGAGAGUGGCCGGCUUUACAAACGGUCCUUCACCUAUCCCCUCCUGCGAUGCUUGGAGCCUGACGAAGCCCAAACGGUCCUAGCUGAAACUCACGAAGGGGUCUGCGGCGAACACAUCGGCGGGCGAACCUUAGCGCACAAAAUACUCCGCCAAGGCUACUACUGGUCGACCAUGUGCCGGGACGCGAAAGCUUACGUACAACGGUGCAGUUCGUGCCAGCUACAUGCCCGCACACCCCGACAGCCCGCGGUCCCACUCAGCCCCAUCGAUUGCGCAUGGCCAUUCGCGCAGUGGGGUUUGGACCUGCGUGGACCCUUCCCACCGGCUUCUGGGCAGCGGAAAUACAUAAUCGUAGGAGUUGACUACUUCACAAAGUGGGUCGAGGCCGAGCCGCUGGCGACGAUCACGGAACACCAAAUGGAGAAGUUCGUCUGGAAAAACCUAGUGACUCGGUUCGGGCUACCCAAGGUCAUUAUUACGGACAAUGGACCCCAGUUCGCCGGCAGGAGGUUCCGGGAGUUCUGUGCCGGCCAUGGCAUCCAACUGAGGUUCAGUUCGGUGGCCCAUCCUCAGACGAACGGACUGGCGGAGGCAACCAACCGAUCCAUCUUGGACGGACUUAGAAGAAGAGUAUCUGCGGCCCGAUCGGCCUGGACGGACGAGCUCCCCAGCGUACUGUGGUCGCUGCGCACCACCCCCAAGGUCGCUACCGGAGAGUCCCCGUAUAGCUUGACGUUCGGGACCGAGGCUGUCUUGCCGCCCGAGAUGGCUGUCACCACCCUACGGACAAGGAGCUAUGACGAGGAAGCCUCGAACGAAGGACUUCGCGCCAGCCUCGACGUACUCGAGGAGUGA